AUGAGUCAAGAUGCUCAAAUAUUAACAGAUAAUCCUGAUUGUUUACAAGACAAUUAUGUUGAUUUCAAUCAAAAGCAAAUCUUGGAAUCUGCUACACCUGACUUGUCACAAGAAGCGUCGGCCAAAAAGCCAACCCUGAAAUGGGCACAUCCUCGGUUUACCCUAAGUUCCUUUCAGCUUUAUGAGACAAAGACUAGAUAUUAUGUCGUGGGCACCAAUCAGGCCAAGCAGCGUUACCGAGUAUUACAGAUUGACCGAACGAACCCUAAUGAGCUGACAGUGAUUGAGGAUGACGUACUUUAUACAGAGCAAGAAAAGACACGGCUCUUAAAAAUGAUUGAGGACGGAAACCUCUCAGUUGGAGGUCUACAGCUUUCGACUAUGGAAAUAUAUGGCGUCAUUGGCUUUAUCAGGUUUACACAAGGAUGGUACAUUAUCUUUAUUACCAAACGAAGACAGGUGGCUGUACUCGGAGGUCAUUAUAUUUACCAUAUCGACAAGACUCGUCUUGUGCCUAUAGGUCCACAGGUCAAGUUGGAUAAGAAUUCAGACGAGGCUCGAUAUAUCACAACAUUUCAAAAUAUUGAUUUGGCUAAAAACUUUUACUUUUCAUACACAUAUGACCUUACCAACUCACUUCAAAACAACUUAACUCAGCCGCCGUUGGAUACCAGUGGGACAAAAAAGUCUCAAGGGUUGCAGCUCAACGAUAUGUUUGUUUGGAAUCAUUAUCUAUUGAGUUCUGGAUUUAAAAACCUAAAUAGUAAAUCAGGCUGGAUUCUACCAUUGAUCUAUGGUUUUGUGGAUCAAGCAAAAAUAUCUGUAUUUGGAAGAAAUAUACUGGUUACGUUGAUUGCUAGACGAUCAAGGUAUUUUGCUGGUGCCAGAUUUUUGAAGCGAGGUGUGAAUGACAAGGGCUUUGUAGCCAAUGAUGUAGAGACCGAGCAGAUAGUAACAGAUAUGGUAACCACAUCAUUUCAUUCAACGGAUUGUCUAUUUGGAAACACUCGCUAUACAUCCUAUGUUCAACACAGAGGCUCUAUUCCCUUGAUUUGGUCGCAAGACACAACCAAUAUGUCACCUAAGCCUCCUAUUGAAUUGAACGUAGUUGAUCCUUUCUUUUCUGCUGCAGCUCUGCAUUUCGAAAAUUUAUUUCAAAGAUAUGGUGCGCCGUGUAUAGUGCUGAAUCUGAUCAAACAAAAGGAAAAAACAAAAAGAGAGUCUAUUCUUGGAAAAGAGUUUGCAGAAGCGAUAGCAUAUCUUAAUCAAUUUUUGCCAAAAGAUAAACAAAUAAGAUACAUAGCCUGGGACAUGUCUAGAGCGUCAAAAAGUCAUGAUCAAGACGUCAUUGGCUAUUUGGAGAAAAUAGCUGAAGAAGUCAUGCAAUCAACUAGCUUUUUUAGAAGUGGCAUCAAUACAGAUUACAAGAAGCAAAAUGGAGUACUGCGAACAAACUGUAUUGACUGCUUGGACAGAACAAAUGCAGCACAGUUCUUAAUGGGAAAAUGUGCUCUUGGAUACCAACUGUAUGCAUUAGGCGUCAUUGCGUCUCCAAAGGUCGAUUUUGAUUCAGAUGCUGUCAAUAUCUUUACAGAAAUGUAUCAUGAUCAUGGCGAUACUAUCGCUCUUCAGUAUGGUGGAUCUCAUCUUGUCAAUACGAUGGAGACAUAUAGAAAAAUCAAUCAAUGGACAAGUCAUCCCAGAGACAUGAUUGAGUCCAUUAGACGAUACUACGCCAAUGCAUUUUCAGGCAACGCUUUCACACAGCAGAAAAAACAACUUGAUAUCUAA
Messenger RNA from Rhizopus microsporus ATCC 52813, 1791 nucleotides. RefSeq lists its product as uncharacterized. Lineage: Eukaryota; Fungi; Mucoromycota; Mucoromycetes; Mucorales; Rhizopodaceae. Gene Ontology annotation, biological process: phosphatidylinositol dephosphorylation. The coding region runs from base 1 to 1791 and encodes 596 amino acids. The transcript has 8 exons. Gene Ontology annotation, cellular component: intracellular membrane-bounded organelle. Gene Ontology annotation, molecular function: phosphatidylinositol-3,5-bisphosphate 5-phosphatase activity. The record is from RefSeq and is a predicted model, not a curated record.